Messenger RNA from Gigantopelta aegis, 1273 nucleotides. Its product is annotated as peroxiredoxin-like. Gene Ontology annotation, biological process: response to oxidative stress; cellular response to stress; cell redox homeostasis. NCBI's taxonomy places the organism in Eukaryota, Metazoa, Mollusca, Gastropoda, Neomphalida, Peltospiridae. Bases 122 to 868 code for a protein of 248 amino acids. The transcript has 7 exons. Gene Ontology annotation, molecular function: thioredoxin peroxidase activity. The record is from RefSeq and is a predicted model, not a curated record. Gene Ontology annotation, cellular component: cytosol; mitochondrion.
GUCCAUAGCUAACGCUGUAUUAAAAACAAAGAACUUUCAAUUUUACACGUUCUGCCAUUUACAUCGUCCUUGACCUUCAUCAAGUUGCAUGGAGAGUUUAGGGUGAAGGUCACUUUACAGAAUGGCAGCCCGAUUUAUCAGCAGACCGCUUUCCCGACUAUGCAUGCUUCAGAAGCAAGUCGGCUUACAAAACGUGAAGUGCCACAAACAGAUCCAAACCCAUCAUUUCAUCAGCAAUACUUGUAUUCUGUCAAGGACAAUUUCCACAGGCUCUCCUCACCUCAGUGCUAAGGUCCAGGAUCCUGCUCCACAGUUUUCCGGAACCGCGGUUGUCGAUGGACAGUUCAAGGAAAUCAAACUGUCUGACUACAAAGGGAAAUACCUUGUGCUGUUCUUCUAUCCACUAGAUUUUACGUUUGUCUGUCCGACGGAGAUCAUCGCAUUCAGUGACAGCAUGGACAAGUUCAAACAACUCAACACUGAGGUGAUAGGGGUCUCCACAGACUCACACUUCAGCCAUCUCGCGUGGAUCAACAUGCCACGGAAGGAAGGGGGACUGGGAGGUCUGAAGUAUCCGCUGCUGUCAGACUUCAACAAGACAAUCUCCAGAGACUACGGGGUUCUCGUCGAGGAACAGGGGCUGGCUCUGAGGGGUUUGUUUAUCAUAGAUCCGAACAGCACUGUCCGACAAGUGACGGUCAAUGACCUCCCAGUCGGGCGGUCAGUUGAUGAAACAAUACGACUCAUUCAGGCAUUCCAAUUCGUUGAGAAACACGGAGAAGUGUGCCCUGCAAACUGGAAACCGGACUCUGCGACCAUCAAACCGUCCCCCACAGAAUCCAAGGAAUACUUCAGCAAAGUCAACUGAUGGAAGACAACAGCAACGUCUCCAGCCAAACCCAAUGAAUCUUUUUUUUAGUGACUAAUAAAAGACUGUAGUGUUAAAUGUCAUGUGAUGUCCGUGUGUAAAAUAAGAUAAUAGGGACACUGGAAGAGGAUCUAGGGUGUGGUGUGUGGACUGGAGGGAGUAGGGAGUGGGUGGGUGUUACAGGCUCAUUUGAUCUACAUAAUACAAUUAUUUGUCUUGUAUUUUAGAUCUGAUGUAUGUUUCUGAAUUGUCUACAAAGAGGUGCUUCUCACUAAGGUGCAAUAUAUAUAUAUAGGGCUGCUACUAAUGGAAAAACAUGACAGGUCUCUAAGACCGUCAAAGUUACCAAAUGUUUGUUAUCUGAUGAUUAAUAAAUGAAUGUUCUCUACUAGUGGUGUCAUUAAA